CUCUUUGAUUUUUUAUUAGCUUAUUAAUUAUCGCACACUUUAAUUUUUUUGAUGCAUUUUAGUACAUCCACCACAUUUAGCUAGCCAAAAAAAUACGAUUCACAAUACUGGCUUGUACAUUUAUCAAUAUUUACUAUUUUUGUUUUUUAUGCUGGACAAAGCAAAAACUAUGUCUCCUAACGUCACUAAACCUGUUGCCAAAACGACAAAAGCAGGGUACAGGGCAGCAAAAAAUGGUGGUAAACGUGUAGCAACAGGUAUUCGAGCUGUGACCAGUCCGGGAAUUAAAGGUGCAACCGUCGUCAUUGAAGCUGCAACAGACGCAAGCAAUACAAUUGCAAGGACAAGCGUUCAGCUGGCAACAACAAGCGUUCAGAGUUUCAAAUUAGCGGCAACGGGUAUUCAAGCUACAACAGAUUCCAGCAGUAAAAUAGCGAAAUCCGUUAUCAGGAUGGCAAAGAGUAUUAUCCCUUAAACAAUAUGAUUGUUAGUUUAAAACAUAUUUUAAUUUACUUAUGUUGGAAUUUAAAAUGUUCUAGACGCUGCGUUAUUUUCACGCGCUGCCCGUUGUUUUUAAAAAAAUCAGCAAGGUUAUUUUCAACAUAUUACAAUAAUCUUUCAAUUCAAAAAUUUUAAUAUAUU
Molecule: messenger RNA, 642 nt
Organism: Kickxella alabastrina
Lineage: Eukaryota; Fungi; Kickxellomycota; Kickxellomycetes; Kickxellales; Kickxellaceae
Exons: 2
Coding region: 149-475 (108 amino acids)
Source: RefSeq, a predicted model, not a curated record